GUUCUCAUUGGGAUGUGAGGGGCUCGUUCCCUGCCCCCUUUUACGUGAGACCGCUGCUCUGAGAAAAUGACACUCGAUCGGCUCGCGCAACUAUGAAGUCUGAAGAAGUUGACAACAUCGAAGAAUUAAAUAAUUUACCUGUCGAUUCUGUUCGGAUUGCGCCAUAUUUGUCAGAACUGAAACAAAAAGCAGAAGCAGAAAGAAGUAUUCGACACUUGGAUUUGUCGAAAACAUUUUUGAUACGGUUUUUACAGGCGAGAGACUUUGAUGUGGCACUGGCGUUCAAGCUGUUGAUUAACUAUCAUAAAUGGAGACAAGAAUGUCCAGAAAUAACAGCUGAUCUGCGGCCAUCAUCCAUUAUAGGACUUCUCCGAAACAAUUACCAUGGAGUUUUGAGAUCACGAGAUGAUGCUGGAAGUCGAGUUUUAAUCUAUCGGAUUGGUCAGUGGAACCCCAAAGAAUUCACAGCUUAUGAGGUUUUUCGUGUGAGCCUCAUUACGUCCGAGUUGAUUGUUCAAGAGUGGGAGACUCAAAGAAAUGGACUCAAAGUGAUUUUUGAUCUCCAAGACUGGUGCUUUGCUCAUGCCAUGCAGAUAAAUCCUUCCUUAGCAAAAAAGAUAUCUGCUGUACUCACGGAUUCCUUUCCUUUGAAAGUACGCGGGAUCCACUUGAUAAACGAGCCCAUUUUUUUCCGUCCCGUUUUUGCCAUGAUCCGCCCAUUUCUUCCAGACAAAAUCAAACAACGGAUUCACAUGCAUGGCUGUUCAUAUGUCCGAAGUCUCAGUAGUUACUUUCCGAAGGCUAUCCUCCCUCCUAUUUAUGGAGGAACUGGACCCAGCAUAGAUGAAGUGUGCCAAGAGUGGACUGAGUUCAUCAUGCAGUCUGAAGACUAUCUCUAUAGGCUCUCUAUACACUUAGGUGCAGGAGAUGCUUCUCAGUUGUCCGCCUAUGACUGAUUAAAAUGAAGACUGGAAAAAAGUUGACAUUCCCAGUUGUCACAUUUGGAUAAUGUGAUUUUAUUGAAUUCUAUAUCACACAGAUAUUCAUUGCAAGUAAUUGAUAUACCUCUGAAUAUACAAUAUAGCACUAGAUAUCAGAUGUUUGUUGCUUUUAGAAGAAGGAUUUCAUAGUCACUUUAACAUAACACAACUAGUGUAGAAAGUUGUAUGUAUCUGAAAUAUCAAAGUGCCUUUUUUACUUGUGAAUUGUCAUUGUUUUUAUUGUAUUAUUUUCAUAACAAUUGACAUAACUCAGGAUGUUACAUAAGUCUCUGUGUUUCUGGAAGUUACAUAUCAAGUUAAAAUGAACUGUUUCAUUAUAAAAGUCAAAUGAUCUGUAAACUGCAGCAUUCAGUAACCUUUGCUGUAUUUUAUUUAGUCACUCUAAGUGAGAUUAUAAAGUGGCACUUUGGUCUAUUGCCUUUUGCUCUGACUCUUAAACAAAUAUAACCAGAGUCUAAUGACCUUACUGGAACUCUUCAUGUUUACAGAUUUCCUUAAAUGUGAUUUUCUGAAACCAUGUAUAUACCUCUUGUUCUGUUUAUUGCACCUUUUUUGUCAGACAGUGUAUCUAAUGACAGAAGAAAAUCACUGUUUUACAUUAGUGGCUCAUUAUUUAAUUGUGUUGUCAUCACUUGUUAUCCAACUACAAUUGUUAAUUUGUUUUUCAACUUUAAUGUACAUUACCAUAAUGAUAAAAAGAUCCACACAGACACAUUACUACACAAUUUGCAACUCAAAUAAACUUGGAGACUGGACAAUCGCAAA
Messenger RNA from Ctenopharyngodon idella (grass carp), 1766 nucleotides. RefSeq names its product tocopherol (alpha) transfer protein (gene ttpa). The coding region runs from base 93 to 956 and encodes 287 amino acids. Gene Ontology annotation, molecular function: phosphatidylinositol bisphosphate binding. Gene Ontology annotation, cellular component: membrane. The record is from RefSeq and is a predicted model, not a curated record. The transcript has 6 exons. Lineage: Eukaryota; Metazoa; Chordata; Actinopteri; Cypriniformes; Xenocyprididae.